CAAAGAGGGGCAUCUUGGGGUCACCUACUCUUCAUCUCAGCCAGUAAACCCACUAGAUGCAUAUAUAUAUAAUAUAUGCAUAUAUUUAUAAUAUGCGUAUAUUCUCCCACUUUCUGUUUGGGAGGCAUACCAGGAAAAAUCCUUUACUACUACUAUCACAAUUUUAAGUUUGAUGAGUUUGCUAAAUGAAUGUUUCCCUGCCAAAUGUUUUGUUUUCGGUUGAAUGAUUUUUCAAAUCAUUUGCCAGGGGUUACUGUAAUUGUGCAGGGCAAUGUGAAACUAUCAGUAUGGUGCUUGCAAAGUAAUGUAGGCCUAAGCAGUCAUUACUAAAAAGAAAUUUAGAUGCAACCCUCAGGCUGAGCCCCUCGGUGUCGUUCUGGUGUCUUUUCAUAAUUGCUUGUCAGUUGUUGACAAACCAAUCAGGGUAAAACUUUGGUGUGGUCAUAAUGCAUCUCACAACAGCAUUUUUCACCAUUCCACCUACUGCUGAUGUUUUUCGGGUUUUUUAUGGCCUUGCUUAUGGGAGAUGUUGGCUUUUUACAGGACUUCUUCAGAAACUGUUCAGGUGGCCACCUAAUUCUCUCUUUCGGGAAAGGGAGGAGGCUGCAAAUGUCCAACGAACUUUGGGGGAGUGAUCCACAAGGAGGGGGUAUAGCUGGAGGCUGGUUCGGUGUUAUAAAACAGCACCGCCGCCACUGAGAGCGCAACUUUGAGCUGCCAACAUCCCUGGGUGUCACAGAACUCAAGCCACAGCUGGGACCGCAGGCUGCAAGACCCUCCUCCGUCCUCUACAACACUGCUCCUCGGGAGUCCGGUCCGAUCCGGUCGUCUUGUCCCGCUCCGCAGACAUGGCACUUGUCCUCCGAGUGUUGUCCGCUGCCAUGUUCGCCUCAGCCGUCGUGCUGACUGCAACGUCGGCCGAGCUGAACGAAAUGAUCUAUGCAGUGACUGUUAGCUCCCGUCUGACUGCAGGAAUACAGGAGACCCUGUGUGCUCAUGUCCAGAACCCCACAGAAAGGAUCUCUCUGACCAUCACCCUGACCGUGGGCUCCACCAACAGUGUCAUCCUAAAGGAUACCGUCUCCAAAGAGUACUACCAAUGUAUUAACUUUCAGGUGCCAACAGUGCUGAUCCGAACUAUAGCAGAGAUUCAGGUAACACUGGAGGGUCAGGGUGCCUCCAUGAGCAAGAAGACCAAAGUCAUGAUUGAGCCACCAGGUUUCAUCCACAUUGUGCAGACAGACAAACCCAUCUACAAACCUGGACAAACCGUCAAAUUCCGGAUUGUCUCCUUGGAUGCCAACUUCAUCCCCGUGAAUCGAGUGUACAGAGAGGUGGUGCUCCAGGAUCCCAAUUCAAAUCGCAUUGCCCAGUGGCUGAAUCAGACAAUCGGUGACGGCAUCCUGGACCUGUCACACCCCUCUAUUCCCGAGGCGGCACAGGGAACUUAUACAAUCAGCGUUGUGACGGACAAAGGAGAGGAGAUCUCCCACAACUUUGACAUCAAGGAGUACGUUUUGCCAAAGUUUGAGGUCCAGAUAGACCUGCCCAUUGUGAUAACCAUCCUGCAUAAAACGACCACGUUUAAGAUCUGUGGAAAAUACACUUAUGGGAAACCUGUUCUUGGUGAAGUUAAGGCUGAGUUUUGUAGGAAACACUAUAUGUAUUUCUGGACUACAGAGAAGCCAAAUAACGACAUCUGCAAGAGCUAUAAUUUGAUUCUGGAUAAAAGUGGAUGUGCCACAGGAACUGUGAACUUGACAGAAUUUGCUUUAAACAAGUACUCAUACUUUGACAGUUUUGAGCUAACUGCUGAGUUGAAGGAGCUUGGAACAGGGGUCAUUAUUAAAGGGUCUGGGACAACUACUCUAAGCAGUCAGAUCAAAACCAUCACCUUCGAGGAUGUACCUGCAGCAUACAGGCCUGGCAUACCAUUUGAAGGAAAGAUCAAAGUGGUCGGGCCCGACAACCGACCUGUUGCCAACGAGCUGCUUUACCUGUUUGUCGAAGACUCCAAGAAAAUGGUCCUCACAACAGACUCCAGUGGCAUUACUCAGUUUUCUCUGAACACAUCUGAUUGGACGGCACCAGUCUCUCUCAAGGUUCUCACUAAGGACACAAAGGAAAAUGAACCUUAUGAUCCCAAUGUAAGGAGAGCAGACUAUGGAUCUGCCUACCUGUACGUCUCACCCGCGUAUUCCAAGAGCAAUAGUUUCCUGAAGCUCAAGCAGAUUAGCCAGAGCUUCGCCUGCGACAGAGAUGCAACUGUAACGGCUCAGUACAUCAUUCAAGGAAAGGAAUGGAAGAAGAAUCAACCGGUCCUCAACUUCUUCUACCUGGUGCUGUCCAAAGGUUCAGUUGUGCGUAAUGGUCGUGUCCCAGUGGGUGUCACGGCAGGAACUGUUAACAAAGGGGAGCUGACAUUCAGACUGACUCAGGUGAUAGACCUUGCACCAAUUGCCCAGGUGAUUGUUUACUCUGUGAUGCCCAAUGGCGAGAUAGUAGCAGACAGCCUGGACUUCCCCAUUCAGCUGUGCCUCAAAAACAAGGUUUCCCUGAAGUUCUCCUUCGUUCAGCAGCUUCCAGCGGAGAAGACCACUCUGACGGUGAAGGCCAACCCCAAAUCUCUGUGCUCUGUCAGAGCCAUUGACCAGAGCGUCCUGCUGCUGAAACCAGAGCAGGAGCUCACUGUUGACUAUGUGUUCAACCAGCUGCCUGUGCAGAAGCUGUGGGGGUACAACUACGAGGUGGAGGACUUUGAUCCAUUCUCUUGCUUCCCUGGGCCAUUACCCAGACCAAUCCCUGUGUUGGAGCCUGAAGACGGCUUGCGAUCAAAGCGCUCGCUCUUGUUUCCUGCAUUCUAUCAUCAGUUGGAUGUUUACAGCAUUUUUAAAGACAUUGGAGUCAAGAUUGUGACAAACUCAGAUGUGAAGAAACCAAACGACUGCUUCCUGUAUAAGUUGGACGAAAUGCCAGAGGCUCUUCCCAUGGUAGAUGAUGUGAGGCUGUCAGCCGCUCCAGUUUCUGACAAUCAAGCUGGAAAACCCGAAGAGACAGUUAGAACAAACUUCCCUGAGACCUGGAUCUGGGAUCUGGUCUUUCUUGGAAAUGGCGGAUCAGCAAGCAUUCAGAAGACGGUCCCCGACACCAUCACUAAUUGGGCAGCCAGUGCAUUCUGUGUCUCCCCCACUGGCUUCGGCGUGUCGCCCAACACCGGGCUCAUCGCCUUCCAACCGUUCUUCAUCAGUCUCACCAUGCCUUACUCCGUCAUCAGAGGAGAGGUGUUCACACUAAAGGCCACAGUCUUCAAUUACCUCUCCCAGUGCAUUAUGGUCAAAGUAACUCUGGCUAGUUCUGACCAGUACACCUUCAGAAACUGUGAAGGCUGCCAGUACACCAUCUGUCUGUGUGGAGAGGAGAGCAGGACCUUCUCCUGGAUUGUGACUCCGACUGCUCUGGGCGACGUGAGCCUGAGGGUCCGCGCCGAGGCUCUGAGGAACCGCACUCUGUGUGGCAACAGCGUGGCCACAGUGCCAAUAGUGGGCCGAAUCGACACAGUGAUUGAGACACUGCUGGUGGAGGCUGAAGGAAUCCCUCAGAUGGAGAGCUUCAACGCUCUGCUGUGUCCUGCAAAUGGUCCAGUGGAGAAGAAAAUCUCUCUCAUACUGCCUAAAACGUUUGUGGCCGGAUCAGCCAAAGCAUCCAUCUCUGUCCUGGGUGACCUCAUGGGCCGGGCCCUGCAGAACCUGGAUAAGCUUCUGGCCAUGCCGUAUGGCUGUGGGGAGCAAAACAUGUUGCUGUUCGCUCCAAACAUCUUCAUCCUCAACUACCUGAAAAGCUCUGGUCAGCUGACCGAUGCCAUCCUGGAGAAGGCCAAGCGCUUCCUGGAAAGCGGAUAUCAGAGGCAGCUCAACUACAAGCAUGAUGACGGUUCCUACAGCGCCUUUGGGAACAGCGACCCCUCUGGAAACACCUGGCUCACUGCUUUUGUGAUGAAGUCGUUCAGCGGCGCCAGAGAUUACGUCUACGUGGACCCACAGCACAUCAAAGACCCCAGGACCUGGCUGUCCAGACUGCAAAAGAAAGACGGCUGUUUCACAUCUGUUGGAAAGCUCUUCCACAACAGCAUGAAGGGGGGAGUGAGUGACGAUGUGUCACUGACAGCUUACAUCGUUGCUGCGAUGCUGGAGCUGGACGGAGUCGCCUCGGACCCCGUGGUGCAGAGUGGCCUGAAAUGUCUGACGGACGCUGUGACCGGAGGGUUCGACAACCUGUACACCACGGCCCUGAUGUCGUACACCUUCAGUCUGGCUGGAGAUCAGGAGAUGAGGAGCAAACUCAUCACUAUUCUGGACCAGAAGGCCAAGAAGGAUGGAGGCACCAUUUAUUGGGAGAGAGUGGGGUCUACUGACCAAGGCCUUGAUUCGGUAGAAGUGGAGAUGACCUCCUAUGUGCUGCUGGCACUGCUCAUCUCGCCUCCCAUAAAGAGUUUCAGUUUGGAUUACACUUCUGGCAUCGUCCGUUGGCUCGCUCAGCAACAGAAUCCGUUCGGCGGCUUCUCCUCCACACAGGACACAGUGGUGGCCCUCCAGGCCCUCGCCAAGUAUGCUGCUGCCACCUACAGUCCACAGGGAACAACUACAGUGACUGUCACGUCGCUGGGAGGCCUGAGGAAGGAGUUCACGGUGACACAGAGCAACAGGCUGCUGUACCAGGAAGAGAAGUUGAGGGAGGUCUCCGGAGAGUACACCAUUAGAGCCAGGGGACAGAGCUGCGUACUGGCUCAGAUCUCCAUGUACUACAACAUCCCUCCUCCUGAAGACUUCUCUGUCUUCAUCAUCACUAAGAGCGUGAAAGCGAACUGCACACUCAGCCGACCACAGCUCCAGCUCGAUGUUGCCGUCAGGUAUCAUGGCAGGAGAGCGGAGACCAACAUGGUGAUCAUCAACAUAAAACUGCUGUCUGGGUACCUUCUGGAUCAGAGCUCCCUGCAGCUGCUGCGGGAGGACCGCUCGGUGAAGCGUGUAGACGUAGACCAAGAAUUUAUCGACAUCUACCUGGAUGGGCUGAAAAAGAAUUUGUCACAGACGUACAAGGUGACUCUGGAGGAGGAUCAGCGGGUCAGGAACCUGAAACCAGCUGUGAUUAAAGUCUAUGACUACUACCAGCCGACUGACCAGGCUGUCACUGACUACACAUCCCCCUGUGCAGAGAGUGACAACAACAACAAGGUAUAACUCCGCUUCCAGGGCAGAUGGGACAGCUGAAGGAACUAUUGUGUGACGUCUAGGCUUUCAUCGUGCAUUUUUGCUUCGUUUUAAAACUGUUUUUAAAUUGUGUUGGGAUCGGAAUUUACUUUGGAUAACUUUAGGUACUUUUGUAACUUUUAGCUCUCUUAUCAGGUCUUGUUCUUUUUUUGUCAGCCACACACUGAGCCUAUUUUUAUCUUUGCUGGUGGCUGCAGGAAGAAGCAGUAGUGGUCAGAAUAGUUUGUGCCGUGUCUCUGCUCAACACUGGAACAGUUGCAUUAUAACCCACUGGAUAGAACAGACAGCAGAGGAGUGUUUGUUGUUUUUUUAAUAGAUCUGACAGAAAUCCACAUUAUUCAUACAUGGAAGUGACACGAGACAUACAGGGUACCAGUAACAGCAUGGUCAGAGUACUGACUGUCUGCUAGGAUCUGCUCUGUAAGGGGAAAAAGGAGACUCCAGUCUUAAUGGUGCUGGGUGAUUUAUUCUGUGUACACGUACCUGCACAAGUGUUCUGCUGUACCAGUAAAAAAUAAGAAGUUAUAUUCAUAUGUGACUACUGUACAAUUUCAAUUGCAAGUUGUAAUUAAAGUUCUAACAUGACAA
This is a messenger RNA of Girardinichthys multiradiatus, 5855 nucleotides long. It is a transcript of the gene a2m1, whose product is annotated as alpha-2-macroglobulin-like protein 1. The transcript has 36 exons. NCBI's taxonomy places the organism in Eukaryota, Metazoa, Chordata, Actinopteri, Cyprinodontiformes, Goodeidae. Gene Ontology annotation, molecular function: endopeptidase inhibitor activity. Gene Ontology annotation, cellular component: extracellular region. The coding region runs from base 849 to 5237 and encodes 1462 amino acids. The record is from RefSeq and is a predicted model, not a curated record.